Messenger RNA from Temnothorax curvispinosus, 892 nucleotides. RefSeq names its product isochorismatase domain-containing protein 2-like. Gene Ontology annotation, cellular component: cytoplasm. NCBI's taxonomy places the organism in Eukaryota, Metazoa, Arthropoda, Insecta, Hymenoptera, Formicidae. The transcript has 4 exons. The record is from RefSeq and is a predicted model, not a curated record. Bases 160 to 771 code for a protein of 203 amino acids.
AUCACAUGACUAUAUCGCGCGUAUAUAAGCUUUGUCACGUACGUCAUACAUGCUUUUUUCCAGUGUUUUCCACGGUUUUCGCGAGACGCAAUCGCGUUUGCACAUCUUCCGUUCCGUACACGCUAAAAUCAGACAACAACGUAGAUAACGAUCGCAACGAUGGCUAUAAAUCCUGCAAAAGCUAUACUCCAGCAUGGGAAGACCGCGUUAUUCAUAUGCGACGUUCAGGAAAAAUUCGCGAAGGCUAUAUUCCAAUUCGACAGGAUAGUUCAAAACUCAACGAAACUGAUCAACGCUCUGAAAAUUAUGAAUGUGCCCAUGCUGGUUUCCGAGCAGAAUCCGAAGUCUUUGGGGAAGACUAUACCCGAGUUUGAUAUCUCUGGAGCCAAGGGACCUUUUGCGAAGAUGCAAUUUAGCAUGUGUACUCCUGAAAUCAAUAAGGAGCUUGUGACACUUUGCGAUGGACAAAGACCAGAGUCCAUUAUACUCAUAGGCGUCGAAACGCAUGUCUGUGUAGAAAAUACAGCUGUCGAUUUGAGGCGACACGGCUACGAGGUUCAUACGGUGGCAGACUGUUGUUCGUCGCGUACUCAAGAAGAUAGAUUACUAGCUUUGAAGAGAAUGCGAGACAUAGGAUGUCACAUAACUACUUCUGAGAAUGUUAUAUUCAAGAUUGUAAGGGACGCAAGUCAUGAACAAUUCAAAAAUUUACUGGCUCUCAUCAAAACACCGACUUUGUACACAGGGCUAGCUCCUGUCUCCAAGAUUUGAGUGCUCUUAAAGAAUUAUUUUUACAUUUUUUCUAUGUGUACAUAUGUUUAUACCAAUGGGAUAUAUAUGCUACAGUCGUAAACGGUUCUAAGAAAUAAAGAGGCUAUAUUCUAUCAAAAUA